Syngnathoides biaculeatus (alligator pipefish) is the source of this 1059-nucleotide messenger RNA. It is a transcript of the gene bet1l, whose product is annotated as Bet1 golgi vesicular membrane trafficking protein-like. Gene Ontology annotation, cellular component: Golgi trans cisterna; SNARE complex. Lineage: Eukaryota; Metazoa; Chordata; Actinopteri; Syngnathiformes; Syngnathidae. Gene Ontology annotation, biological process: regulation of retrograde vesicle-mediated transport, Golgi to ER; retrograde transport, endosome to Golgi. The record is from RefSeq and is a predicted model, not a curated record. Bases 254 to 544 code for a protein of 96 amino acids. The transcript is spliced from 4 exons. Gene Ontology annotation, molecular function: SNAP receptor activity.
AAAAGAGUGACCCUUACUCCAUUUUACCGUGUUUUAAAGUUGCAGCUAACUUAUUACUUUAGUUUAAAAAAAAAAAAAAGUAACAAUGGAACAGACUUGUGACGUACAUAUUCGUGAAACAAGACUCGAAGUUGACGCCAGGAGGAGGCCGGAUUGACGAGAUCCUUUUUUUUCCAAUCUGACGAAAUGUUUGAAAUGCUUGUAACAAAGGAGUUUUCUUUUCUUCUUUAAACGGCAUGGCUCCGUGGAGGACAUGCUGGACGCCGAGAACAAGCGUCUGGCUGACAACUUGGCCACCAAAGUUUCACGACUCAAGUCUUUGGCGUACGACAUCGACAGAGAAGCCGAGGAUCAAAACGAUUAUUUGGACGGCAUGGACUCCAACUUCCUGAGCACCACGGGCCUGCUGGGCGGCAGCGCCAAGCGCUUCUCCAACAUGAUGCGCUCGGGACGCGACAACCGCCGCGUCAUGUGCUACGUGGCCAUCGGCCUGGUGGUCUUCUGCUUCCUCCUGUACUACGCCGUCACCAGGAUGCGACGUUGACCCGCUCGGCGUCUCUCGGCUGCUCCCGCUGCAGACUGCCGGAAGACUUGUUGAAGAAGGGUUGGGGGGGGGGGGGGACCCGAUGUGUGACAUGGAGGGGAGGUAGCAAAAAUGGCGCCUGAGCAGCUCGGACUCAGAAGAGACUUUUUUUUUUUUUUUUUGUACUUUGAGAUUUAACUUGUAAAAUACAUAUAUGUUUACAAUAUCUAUGAAAAGUAAUAUUUUGUAAAAGGCAGUGACAAAUGUAACUUCCUGCAUUUGGUAAAAGACUCGUUAACAUGGUUUUUGUUUUGGUGUGGGUGUUAAAGAGGAAGAUGCACGAGAUAAGACUUGGAUGGAAAAAGAUGACAGGCGGGACAAGCCGAAAGGAAAGGCAUAUACGUGUGUAUGGUUACUGAAUACAUGUGGUGUGACUGGUUAGCGUCUGAGCCUCACAGUUGUGAGGACUGGGGUUCAAAUUCUGGCCAUGCCUGUAGAGUUUGCAUGCACUCUGGUUGCCUCCCGCAUCAUGGGAG